ACACCUGCUCCAGCUCCACCUUCUUGUCACUCUGGAUGAGUCUGGUAACAUAAUGCCGCAAAACUCCAACUAAAAACGUGAUGAAGACAAUCGGUAACACGACCCACACACGGAUACUGGAGUCCAGCAGCAGCUCGGGUCCUGCCAUGGUCAUCUCAGUCAACUCAACACUGCCUUUAAUCUGUUUAUUUAGAACACCGGCAAGCUAAUCACCUGACGCGCGCGCAUUUGCUAACUUGUCUAACAACUUCCUGUCAAAGUUAAAAAUAAACCCCGGGGACUGUGUUAGCAAAGUUAAAUAACAACAACAACCAUAAAUACUUUAACUUCCUAACUCGUUAGUUUUUAAAACAACUUCACAUAUACUCCACGUUUUAACAAACAUUACAGCACCAAAAGAAACGCGUUAUAUUCAGUUUUACCACUGCUAGCUUCUGUAACUUCACCUUACAGUUCGACUGCCUGAAUCCCAAAUGGACUCCUUUUGAAAGCAAAGUGCACUAGAUAGUUCGUUCAAUCCGUUAUUUUAUCCCCUACAUAGUGCACCUACGUACACAACAGUUGACGGUUUGUGAUUUAACCAGUGCGCGUGCUGUGCUAUGCUGUACCGUGAGUAGUAUGCGCAUGCGUUAAAAUAGUGUGUCGGUAAUGUAAUGCUGUUCGAUUCCUCUGAUUCUGAUGUGAGAAAUGUACGGAGUCGAUUCUAAGAACCCAAAUUCGAUUCCUUUUUUUUUUUUUAAUCGACUCCGGGGCAACUCGCUAUCUGAUUCUGAUUCAAAUGUUUUGAAUCUACGGAGUCGAUUCCAUACAAACCUCUGGAUUCCAAAACUUCAAAUAGGUAACAGAACAGAAAGUCUUGUAAAAAAAAAAAAGAAUGAAUAAAAUAAACAGUGCACAAAUAUUAAUUAGGUAGCUUCAUAAAACACGAUUAUGUCUGACAGUUUGAAUCACAGAUCAUCUUGAGACAUUUACCAGACUAUGAAUCAUUUAAACCUAGGAUGACUUCCAGGUUAGCUGUGUAAUUUAAAUUAUCAAAUAAUAAUAAUCAUAAUAAUAAUAAUAAUAACGUAGGUGGUAGUCUUAAGAUCCUUUAGAAUUACUCGCAUUGUUUAUUUAGAAUUUAUUUUGUUUAGAGUCAACUCAGAUUCGAAUUCCAGUGCCAGGAAUCAGUGAAUCGUUUUUUCGGAGUCGACUCCCGGAUCGACGCUAAACAGAUAGCUAGCCAGCUAGCUGUCGGUAACUUAAUUGUUAUUUGUUUAUUUAUUAACUAUUGAAUAUGCAGCGCAUAUUUAAACACAUUAAUUAUCGUCUGUCGUUGUUGUGAAAGUGUUUGCAAAAGAAAGAAAGAGAGAAAACGAAAGACGGAAUGUAUUAUAUCUAUAAAAAUAAUUGAAAUCUAGCUAGCAUAGGUUGUAUGUUGUAUUUACUUCCGGGUGAUUAGCAAAGUAUUUCCUGUGUCUUGUCAACAAGUCAGAAUACCUACAUGUGAUCUGCGAUUAUUCUCUUCACACAAUGACCUCUGGAAAGCCUAACAUUAAUGAAAAGGUCCUGCAGUAUGAAUCCUUUAUUAAUGAUGUUUUAAAGAGAGAUCUACAGAAGGUUUUGGAACAAAGAGAUGGUGUGUAUGAAAAAAUAGCACAAUACCUUCAACUGAAGAACACAAUUAAAAGUAUUCAGGAAACUGGGAGCAAAGAGCUGAAGACGGAUGUUGAUCUCGGCUGUAAUUUCUACGUUCAAGCUCAUGUGCCUGAUACUUCCAAAAUCUUUGUUGCUGUUGGAUACGGAUUUUUUCUCGAAUUGACUCUUUCCGAAGCACUGACCUUCAUUGAGAAGAAAACCAGACAGCUUACAGAGUACAGCGAGGUUCUUAGCAAAGAUGCAGCAAAGAUCAAAGCACACAUUCGCAUGGUUUUGGAGGGUUUAAGGGAACUCCAGGGUCUGAAAGAUCUUCCCGAGACGACGAGACGGGAGGUGUUUUAAGCCCCUCACAGCGGCAGACUGAUGUCCUUUCUGCCUUUUAAGACACAAAGCACGGCUACAGCGCGUUUGCGCUUUAUACUGUAAAGUGAUUAUGUAUUUCAAUGACACUUUUUUUUUUUAACCUUAACAGGUUUUACUGUUACGUUACAAAACAGACUCAAUAAAGUGCGGCUUAUUUUGAAUAGCCUUGACGACAAUAAAGAUGCUUUAGUGACUGAA
This is a messenger RNA of Neoarius graeffei (lesser salmon catfish), 2199 nucleotides long. It is a transcript of the gene uxt, whose product is annotated as ubiquitously-expressed, prefoldin-like chaperone. Gene Ontology annotation, molecular function: transcription corepressor activity. Gene Ontology annotation, biological process: negative regulation of transcription by RNA polymerase II. The record is from RefSeq and is a predicted model, not a curated record. The coding region runs from base 1513 to 1980 and encodes 155 amino acids. The transcript is spliced from 7 exons. Lineage: Eukaryota; Metazoa; Chordata; Actinopteri; Siluriformes; Ariidae.